This is a messenger RNA of Trematosphaeria pertusa, 595 nucleotides long. RefSeq lists its product as uncharacterized. The record is from RefSeq and is a predicted model, not a curated record. The transcript has a single exon. Lineage: Eukaryota; Fungi; Ascomycota; Dothideomycetes; Pleosporales; Trematosphaeriaceae. Bases 148 to 546 code for a protein of 132 amino acids.
ACGGCCUUAUCAGGUCGGUGCGGCGAUGCUGACGGCUCGAUCUUCGUACAGCGAGCGCAUCGAGUUUUCGUUGUUGAGACGCUUGCAGCAGUGUGAGCCUCGGGGUGCGACCUCCUCCCAAAUCCCUUCCUCCAUCGAGCGCAGAAUAUGUCGACAACAACUUCACAGAGUAUUCAGGUCAGGAGAGGCGGCAUCGCCGCCCGUCUUGUUGCUGAGCCCCUCAACCUUCCGAAAGGACGGCGUCUAUACGAACUGCACGCCGAAGCUGACACCAUCACGUUUGCCGGUAGCGUGCGAUCACUAGUUGGUAUGAGGAAUCGUUCGUUCCGGGUUGUUUUUCUAUUCGCUGACUAUAAUUCUCUUAAUGUGGGCAUUGUAGGUCGCCGCACGGACGUCAGCUCAAAUUGCAUUUCAGCCCCCAUGGCAGGCCCUCAGGGACCCACAGUCAGACGCUUGAAGAACAACGCGACAAAUCACAAUCUCUCGCUCGAUCUUAGCUUCGCAUUAGAGCGCUCAGCUGCAAUCCUGCGGCUCAGAGCACUCUAGCUAGGUUGAGGAAAAGGUCCCCGUACCACGGCGAAUCAACCCUCUCCAC